Molecule: messenger RNA, 1901 nt
Organism: Triticum aestivum (bread wheat)
Lineage: Eukaryota; Viridiplantae; Streptophyta; Magnoliopsida; Poales; Poaceae
Product: anthocyanidin 5,3-O-glucosyltransferase
Exons: 1
Coding region: 49-1539 (496 amino acids)
Molecular function (GO): UDP-glucosyltransferase activity
Source: RefSeq, a predicted model, not a curated record
AGACGAGACGAGAGAGCCUUUCCUUCGUCUUCUCGCCCACUUCCGAGAAUGACGAUUACAGUCCAAAACCAUACUACUACUAGUCCUACUAGCAGUAGCCUGGGCAACAAUAAUGCAGAGACGAAGCUGGUUGUCAUCUACGCCCCGCCGGGGAUGGCAGGCCACUUGUUCCCCACCGUGGAGUUUGGCAAGCUACUAGUGGCGCAGGGCCUGGAGGUCACCGUCGUCCUCAGCGCCGUCGGGGACGCCGACGGCCUCACAAACAUCAGGGCGGCCAACCCGUCGCUGUCCUUCCACUGCCUCCCAUCGCCCGUGCUUCCACCCGCCAACGCCGAUAGUUUCGAGGCCAAGGUUUUCGGGCUCGCGCGCGCCUCCCUCCCGGACCUUCGUGACUUCCUCCGCUCCGCCUCUCCGGCUGCUCUCGUCAUCGACUUCUUCUGCGCCAGUGCCCUCGAGGUGGGCGCGGAACUCGGCAUCCCGACCUACUUCUUCCUCACCACUUGCAUCUCCGUCGUCGCCUUUGGUCUCUGCCAGCCAGUCAUGGAUGAGCACACCACUCUGAGCUUCCGAGACCUCGGCGGCGACCUUGUGCACGCCCCAGGGCUGCCACCCAUACCGGCAGAUCACCUCCCGGCCUUCACUCUCGAUCGCAACAGCGUGAGCACCAAGUUGUUCAGGGACGUGCCCCACCAGCUCUGCAACUCACAGGGCAUUAUUGUCAACAGCUGCCGCUCCUUGGAGCCGCGUGCCGCCGACGCCAUCGUCUCCGGCCUCUGCACCCCCGGACGGCCAACACCGCGCUUGUACUGCAUAGGGCCGCUGGUAAAGCCCGACGAGGUUGGGGUUGGGACAGAGCGCCACGCCCACGAGUGCCUUUCAUGGCUCGAUGCCCAGCCCAAGGCCAGUGUGGUAUUUCUCUGUUUUGGCAGCUCCGGACGGUUCAGCGCGGAGCAGGUCAAGCAGACGGCGGCUGGGCUGGAGACGAGCGGGCAACGGUUCUUGUGGGUUGUCCGGCGCCUUGCAACAGGCGUCGAGCACAACCAGUCGGCCGUCGACGAGCUCGACCUGGACACGCUCUUUCCCACGGGUUUCCUGCACCGGACCAAGGAGAGGGGACUGGUCGUCAUGUCGUGGGCACCGCAGCGGGAGGUACUGGCCCAUGGCGCGGUCGGCGGGUUCGUGACACACUGCGGAUGGAACUCGGUGCUGGAGGCGGUCAUGGCGGGCGUGCCGAUGCUGGCGUGGCCUCUGUACGCGGAGCAACGCAUGAACAAGGUGUUCCUGGUGGACGGGAUGCAGCUGGCCGUGGCCAUGGAAGGGUACGACAAACCGAUGGUGGAAGCUCAGGAGGUGGCCGCCAAGGUCAGGUGGCUGAUUGAGUCCGACGGCGGGCGGGAGCUCCGGCAGCGAACGCACGCGGCCAUGCGGGUUGCCAAGGAGGCGCUGGGCAACGCUGGCGAGUCGACAAGAGCGUUGGUGCAGCUUGCGAGAAAGUGGAAGAACGCCGACCAGGACGGAACUUGUGGCAUCAUCGACUGAAAAUGUCGACGGCUUGCCCGGUUCGAGACAACCCGUCGUGGCCUCCACCUCCGCCUCCUUCGUCUCCAUGGUUGGUUGUUUGGUUAGUCACUUGAUUUUGUUUGCAUGCAUGCAUCCAAGUCGGACCGCACGCUGCUUUGCUUUUUACGUUUGGUUAAUCACUUGAUUUUGUUUGCUACUUAUACAAAAUAAUUAAACGAAUAAAAGGAUUGUAUGCAUGUUUGCUGAUACUUGCGUUCGCGAACGUGAAGAUUCCAGGAUGCAUGCAUGUAAAGUGUUAAGUGUUGUCUUUCUUUUUUACAGUUUGUAAAGUGGAGUAUGUUAAAUAUGGGGGAUGAUGCCCUUGCUCGCUUGCUCGUUCA